Messenger RNA from Gymnodraco acuticeps, 2180 nucleotides. It is a transcript of the gene lrrc39, whose product is annotated as leucine rich repeat containing 39. Gene Ontology annotation, molecular function: protein binding. The coding region runs from base 896 to 1738 and encodes 280 amino acids. The record is from RefSeq and is a predicted model, not a curated record. NCBI's taxonomy places the organism in Eukaryota, Metazoa, Chordata, Actinopteri, Perciformes, Bathydraconidae. The transcript has 7 exons.
UUUGUUCUGGAAACAGGCUCGGGGCUGAACAGGUUACAAUAAUGAAACAAAAUACACUAUAUAGUCGAAAAUAUUGGCACACUCCUCUUAAUCAUUGAAUUCAGGUGUUGAACAUAACACAAAGAUACAUCUGCCUUUUUGUAACUAAAUCAAAUAUAAAUGUCCAUGAUCCAGCCUGCGACCUCGCCUCGUGCUUGUGAGACAGAACUCCAGUUACAUUCCAGUUGUAUUCUUCUUCGUCCUUCCUGUUUUGAUCACGCUGCUCUUUUCAAAAUUCAGAUUUUUUUUCCCAUACUCAGAAAUCUGCUUUUUAUAAUUAAUUGAUGUCCUCGUCUUUGUUUUCAUUCUAAAUCUCCUAAAUAGCAACUGGCUGUUUGUAUGGAAGUCUUUGAGGGGAUUCUACCUUCUGACGCUUCUGAAUUUAAUCUUUUGAAAGGGAAAUAAACUCACAGAAAACCUGUGUAACAGAAGUUAAAUAAAUGCAGAAAUAAAAACUGGAUUUAGUUUCUAAAAGUCUGCCUCUGAAGGCCAGAGUCAGUGAAGCCAUGUGAUUCCUCAACAGAACAUAUUAAAACGGAUAUCAAAUAGAAAUAAUCUGCUUCUAGCUUUAGUUCUUAUUAAAGGUGUAUUUAUAUCAGCAGAGCGUCAUGUGACUCUCUUUGUGUCGGAGGGGUCAUGUGACCCUGGAGGCUAAAAACAGACCUGAGGUCAGAUUACAGGCGCAGGACGCAGCAUGGAGGACGCCUGCAGUACAAGGAUGCUGAGAGGCAGGAAGACGUCAUCCUGUCCGAACUCACUGUGACGGCACAGGAAGUGAUCAACAACAGGAGGUGAUCAACAGGAAGUGGUAAGCAGGAAGUUGUCAACAGGAAGUGGUCAACAGGAAGUGGUCAUCAUGGUGGUCGUGGCCUGCGGCUCUGUGAGCUCCAUCAAAGCUUUGUGGGAAACGAGGAUCAAGAGAGUCCAGGAGGAGAAGGAGGACCAGACGAAGAGCCCGAGGAGCAGACUCAGUGUUGGUGCCUGGGAGGACCGGGCGAUUCUGGCCCGGCUGAAGGAGAAACUGCAGACUGAAGAGGGACGGCUGGUCCUCCGGAUCGAACAGGAAGACUGGAAGUCGCUGCCGGGCUGCUUGAUCCAGUUCACCCAGGUCCAGGAGUGGCAGAUCCACCGGACCGGCCUUCAGAAGAUCCCUCAGUUCAUCUCCAGCUUCCAGAACCUCAUAGUUCUGGAUCUGUCCCGAAACGGGAUCUCAGAGAUCCCCAAACCCCUCGGGCAGCUGACCCGCCUCAAAGAGCUGCUGCUGAGCUACAACAGGAUCGAGUCUGUUCCUGAAGACCUGAGCGGCUGUGAGAGUCUGGAAAGGCUGGAGCUGGCCAUGAACCGGGAACUGAGCGAACUGCCAGACCAGCUGAGGAACCUGAAGAAGCUGAACCACCUGGACCUCUCCAUGAACGCCUUCAGCUUCAUGCCGGACUGCCUGCUCCACAUGCCGGCUCUCGAGUGGCUCGACAUGGGAGGAAACUGCCUGGAGUGUUUACCUGAGGACAUCGACAGGUGUCGGAAAGGUGACGGGGACAUCUGCGACGUUCUUCCUUCACGCCUCAUAGAAAUGAGAUAUUUAGGAGACAGCAAGUAUGUGUCUUCUCAUAAAUAUCAACAACCUGAAAUGCCCUGUCUCCUCCUAUCACAGCAAGAGGCAGCUGCUCCGUCGUACAGUUCAGAGUCACACAUACUGUAGGAUCAGUGCAUUAAAACAACCCAUAAAGUGGAGACAACUUGUAUUUUCUCCAACACCCUUCAAUAUUGUUUUCUUGUCGGAGUUUAUAGAUUUAUUAUCUUCACGGUCUACUGUAUAUGUUUCUACUUUGUAAUGCGGUGUUGUUUAUUACUACUUAUGUGCAAUGUUUUGUUUUGUUGUUUUUUAUGCUGCUGCUCUUAUCUGAUCUUACUAUUACUCAAGUAACUGAGUGAAUACUUCUUCAACCACUGCCUUUCACAAUAAAAGCCCUGCACACAUAAUGUUUCAUUUUUACAAUUCUUCAUUUAGAAGAAGUUGAGGACAUUUCACCAGUUGCAAUGAAAUAGACUUGCAGUUACAGGGAGUAGUAAACCUUCACAAUAAGGGAACAGUAAGCAUUGAAACCCUCCCUCUGAUGUGCAUCUUAUACAACGUUCAUGAA